UCCUCUUUUGUCUUCAAUUUCAUUACUUUCUUCUGCAUCUCUAGAUUCACUGUGCCUCACAUUGGGUUUUCAUUUCUGUUUUUGUGUUUCACUUUCAAGUUUCACCUACUUAGUUUUAGUUUGGUUUUUACUUCACCAACUUCUGAUAGAAAUCAAGGUCUAGGAUUUCCAUAAUAAAAAGAAAAGACGAGAAAGGUAAGUUAGAUUUGGGAUAAUGGGAGCUUCAAGCUCCAAAAUGGAGGACGAAAAGGCGCUUCAACUGUGCCGCGAAAGGAAGAAAUUUGUUAGGCAAGCACUCGACGGACGUUGCUCAUUAGCAGCUGCAUAUGUUUCAUAUGUUAAGUCACUGAAAAUUGUAGGAACAGCUCUAAGAAAAUUCACAGAACCUGAAACUCACGUUGAGUCUUCCUUAUACACUAAUGCAACACCAGAAGCACUUGCUUUAACUGAUAAGGCAUUGUCACACUCUUCACCAUCUAUGUCACAACACAUUGAUGCAUCUCCAAUUCUCUCUCCUCCUAGUAGUUCUAACAAGUUCUACACAAAUCAUAUGAAACUUAGCGGUUUUUCUUCGAAAAAAGUCGAAGAAAAACCACCUGUACCUGUUAUAGGAACAGUAACAACAUCGUCAAGCAUUGCACAGAAUGGAAGUAGAAUGUCUGAGACAGAAGCAUUUGAAGAUUCUUCUCUUCCAGAUGGAACUCCACACUGGGAUUUCUUUGGUCUUUUUAAUCCAAUCGAUCAUCAGUUUUCUUUUCAAGAAGGGAAAAGCAACAUGCCUCAUGAUAUAGAUAACGGUGGUGAUGAUAUACAACUUGUAAGGGAGGAGGAAGGAAUUCCUGAGUUGGAAGAUGAUGAUGAAGAGAAGGUUUCUUCUAGUUGCUCGCACGAAUCCAAAGAUGAAUUUGAUGAAGAGCCUACUGCAGAAACUCUAGUCCAAAGAUAUGAAAAUCUAAAUAGAGCUAAUAACCGUGUUCAAGCAAAUGUUUUGCAUGAUACAACAACUAAGCCUGUGAAAGGGGAUUCAACUUCUGAAGUUGAAUUGGUAAAUGGCGAGAAGGGAAGAAACCCUCCGAAUUUGUCUGCAUCGAAGACUCCGGAAACAAAUAAAUCAGCGGAGAAAGAGAAUCAUAGUGAAAAUAAAGUCACUCCUAAGAAUUUCUUUUCAAGUGUGAAGGAUAUUGAGGUUCUCUUUAUUAGAGCUUCGGAAUCUGGUGAAGAGGUUCCAAGGAUGCUUGAAGCAAAUAAAUCUCACUUUCGACCAAUAUUCGCAGGAAAAGAAAAUGGUUCUUUGGCAUCCUUAUUUGUUAAGGCAUGUUUCUCAUGUGGGGAGGAUCCAAGUCAAGUUCCAGAAGAGCCGGCUCAAAACUCAGUUAAGUACUUAACCUGGCAUAGAACAGCAUCAUCUCGAUCCUCCUCAUCUAAAAACCCUUUGGAUGCAAACUCAAGAGAAAAUUUAGAGGAUGUCACAAAUAAUCUCUUUGAUAGUUCGUAUAUGAUCUCUGGAAGCCAUGCAUCAACCUUGGAUAGGCUAUAUGCUUGGGAAAAGAAGCUCUAUGAUGAAGUGAAGGCUAGUGAGAUUGUGAGAAACGAAUAUGACAUGAAGUGUAAAAUCUUAAGGAACCUGGAAUCAAAAGGAGAAAAAACCUCCACAAUCGAUAAAACUCGUGCUGCAGUCAAGGAUCUGCACUCAAGAAUCAGAGUUGCGAUUCACAGGAUAGACUCUAUAUCAAAGAGGAUUGAGGAGUUGCGGGACAGAGAGCUUCAGCCACAACUUGAGGAAUUGAUUGAAGGAUUAAAUCGAAUGUGGGAAGUGAUGCAUGAAUGCCACAAGCUUCAGUUUCAGAUCAUGUCAGCAUCUUAUAACAACAGCCACGCUAGAAUCAUGAUGCACUCCGAAUUACGGAGACAGAUUACUGCCUAUCUUGAAAAUGAACUCCAGUUUCUAUCAUCAAGUUUUGCCAAGUGGAUUGAAGCUCAGAAAUCCUAUCUCGAGGCUAUAAAUGGUUGGAUUCACAUAUGUGUUCCUCUUCAACAAAAAUCAUCCAGGAGACAAAGGAGGCCACAAUCUGAAACUCUUAUAGAACGCGGCCCUCCAAUAUACGCCACGUGUGAUGUCUGGUUGAAAAAGCUCGGCACAUUACCUGUCAAAGAUGUUGCAGAUUCUAUUAAGAGCUUAGCAGCUGAUACGGCCCGUUUCUUACCAUAUCAAGACAAGAAGAACCAGGGAAAGGAUGCUAGUGAAUUAGCAGAUGGUUUAUUAAGAGAUGAUGUCUCAGAAGAUUGGAUUUCGGGUUUUGAUCGGUUUCGGGCAAGCUUGAUUCGAUUUCUCGGUCAAUUAAAUAGUUUGUCUGGUUCUUCUGUCAAAAUGUACAAAGAACUUAGACAAGCUAUUCACUAUGCUAAGAGCAAUUACCAUCGAUUGAAUUCUCAGUCUCAAAACGGUCAUUUGAAUUCUCAGUCUCAACAUGGUCACCAUGAUUCUGAAUCACAUGAUGAGCACUCAAAGUCACAAUCUCAAGUAGUUUAGUCUUGAAAUGAACAUCCAAAGAACAAGAGAUGUUGUGCAUAAUGCAUCUUUUUAAAAAAAUUAGAGAAGGAGAAAUUAACAUUAAUGAAAGUGACAUUAAUGCUUAUUUUACAACUGCUUUCGAGAAGAUUUGAACUGCAUCCCUUGAGGUUAUUGUACAUGAAGGGAGGAUAUAAUAAAGUCUUUGUUUAUUUGCUAUAUUUAUUAGUUUAGUUCUUUUAAGAAUAGAAGGGAGCAUAUAGAAUUUUCUGGAGAGUUUGUGGAUUGAUGGUUACAUAUUCAGCUGUAGCCUGUAAGUACUAGGCUUUAAUGAUGAAGAAAUUUGAGGGCCAAGAUAAAACUUGUAUAAUGCCAUAUAUUUUGUAAACAAAUCAAAAGGGAUUAUGGAAAUAAUUUCUUGUACUUUCUUUAUUGAUUUUCCUUGCUGAUGUCAAUAUUGUUUC
Molecule: messenger RNA, 2973 nt
Organism: Cicer arietinum (chickpea)
Lineage: Eukaryota; Viridiplantae; Streptophyta; Magnoliopsida; Fabales; Fabaceae
Source: RefSeq, a predicted model, not a curated record